Rotaria sordida is the source of this 342-nucleotide messenger RNA. Lineage: Eukaryota; Metazoa; Rotifera; Eurotatoria; Philodinida; Philodinidae. The record is from the annotation of a GenBank genome assembly.
AUGGCAAUUACUGGAACGAGGAACUAUUUGGCUGUUUUAAUGAUUGCAGCAUCUGCUGCUGUGGGAGGUUCUGGUCAAUACUGGUUGCCGCAAUAUUUCAAACGAGAAAAAUUACGAAAAAUGUAUGGUCUUAGAGAAGGCUCGACAUGUGGCGAUGUUCCGGCGACAUUGUGUUGUGGUUCAUGCGCACUUUGUCAAGAGGCUCGUGAAAUGAAAUCAAGAAGUCACUAUGCAGGCAAAAGUCGGGAUGCAGAUCACCAGACUACUAGUUUUUCUGUUUUAUAUCAACCAGCGCACAUCAAACAACCUCCGCAAGAGGUACUCGAAUCACGUACUUUUUAA